GAAUCAACAACCACCUACCACCUCCUCAAAUCCAACCUCGGCGCCGGCGUCCUCCUCUACCUCUCCGCCGCCUGCACCCGACUCCUCCCACCACCCGAACUCUCCCUCUUGCCCCUACUCCAAACACUCACCAAAGUCCUCUUCAUCUCCACAUGUCACCAAUACUCCUGGGAUAUCGUCAACCAACUUACCUCCGUCGACGAGGACAGGAUUAAUAAACCACACAGGCCGAUUCCAGCUGGUCGACUUCGCUUGGCGGCAGCGAAGUGGAGAUGGUUGAUUAGUUGGACACUUUCCCCCGCCAUCAUUUAUACAUUUCUGAACACUCAAGCGCUGGUUAUAUUCCUCCUUUCGGAGGUGCUGAUCGGCAUAUACUACGUCUAUCCUCGCCUCGACCACUGGAUAUUCCGGAAUAUAUUCCCCGCUCUGUGGACGUUCUUCUCGUUUCGGUUGCUGGAUAGUAUUAUCUGUGAGACGUAUCCACAGUUGUCGGCUCAUCCGAAGAUAGAUAUCAUUCUCUCGCUAUGGGUUCUCAGCACGAUUCACAUCCAGGAGUUUCAUGACGUGGAUGGUGAUCGGAAGAUAGGGCGGAGGACGCUGCCGGUGGUGUGUACUGGGUCUGGUAUGAGGGUGUUGAGAUGGGUAACGGCGGCGCUGAUUAUUGGUGGUGGGUUAGGGGUGGUUGGGUGGGGGUGGGUGCGGUUUUUGAAGACAUUUCCGGCUGAUUUCAGGGGAGUUGGGUUGGUGCUGACGGGGGUGUUUCAUUUGUUUGGGGCGGUGGUGGUUGGUGUGAGGUGUGUGAAGAGGACGUCGCCGGAUGGGGAUGAGAGGACGUAUAAGGUGUUUUAUAUUUUGACGGCGUAUUGGUUGGUGUAUUUUUUGUCGUUG
Messenger RNA from Aspergillus ibericus CBS 121593, 888 nucleotides. RefSeq names its product UbiA family prenyltransferase. NCBI's taxonomy places the organism in Eukaryota, Fungi, Ascomycota, Eurotiomycetes, Eurotiales, Aspergillaceae. The transcript has a single exon. The annotation marks the transcript as partial. Gene Ontology annotation, molecular function: transferase activity, transferring alkyl or aryl (other than methyl) groups. Gene Ontology annotation, cellular component: membrane. The record is from RefSeq and is a predicted model, not a curated record.